UUUAGGAGCUCUGUCCUUUGCCCAAGGCAGCGAGUGCCCCUGGCUGUGCUGGAGGAGCGUGCCCGCCUGCCCAGGAGGAGCCAACCAGGAUCCCUGGCAGUGCCCGACGGGACGGUGGCCGAGCCUGCUGUGUGGCAGUAGGAAGGAUUCUCCUGUGCUGGGGCCUGGAGCCGAUGGCAGAGAAUGUCAACAACUAACAACAUAGCGCAGGCCCGGAAGCUGGUGGAGCAGCUCCGCAUCGAGGCCGGGAUCGAGAGGAUCAAGGUCUCCAAAGCCUCUUCUGAGCUCAUGAACUACUGUGAGCAACAUGCCCGGAACGACCCGCUGCUGGUUGGAGUUCCUGCUUCCGAGAACCCCUUUAAGGACAAAAAGCCCUGUAUCAUCCUAUAGCUCCGGCACCGCCCCCGGAUCCCUCCGGAAGGGCAUCCUGCUCCAUCCACUGAAUCCGAGCUCCGACACCUGCACCUGCGCCCGGGGGUAAACACUAAACGUUGGCUUCAAACAGAACUUAAAUUCCCGAAAAAAAAAACCCAAAAAAACAACAAAACACCACAAACCAACCAAUUACACGGA
Messenger RNA from Neopelma chrysocephalum (saffron-crested tyrant-manakin), 573 nucleotides. It is a transcript of the gene GNG7, whose product is annotated as G protein subunit gamma 7. NCBI's taxonomy places the organism in Eukaryota, Metazoa, Chordata, Aves, Passeriformes, Pipridae. The record is from RefSeq and is a predicted model, not a curated record. The coding region runs from base 184 to 390 and encodes 68 amino acids. The transcript is spliced from 4 exons. Gene Ontology annotation, cellular component: heterotrimeric G-protein complex. Gene Ontology annotation, molecular function: G-protein beta-subunit binding. Gene Ontology annotation, biological process: G protein-coupled receptor signaling pathway.